AUGUCCGAACACGAGACUCAAGUCCCAACACCAGCGUUGAGCCAGCCACCGCAGGAGAACGGGGAAUCCUUGAUAGAUAUGCUACACCUCAACAAUGUGACAUCACAUAUUGUAAAUGCGGUUGGACAUAUCACUGAUGCAGAAAGUGAUGCGGACACAAUUGACUGUGAUGAUCAUGUGUUAGUAUUCGAUAACCCCUUCAAGGGAGCCAUGGAUGGGGAUGACGACGAAGAUCUUUGA
This is a messenger RNA of Aspergillus welwitschiae, 240 nucleotides long. RefSeq lists its product as uncharacterized. Lineage: Eukaryota; Fungi; Ascomycota; Eurotiomycetes; Eurotiales; Aspergillaceae. The record is from RefSeq and is a predicted model, not a curated record. Bases 1 to 240 code for a protein of 79 amino acids. The transcript has 2 exons.